AUGGGCCGGCUGAUAAGUCCGAAGAGGCUGGCGGACCCGGUUCAGCACAAGAUCCACCAGGACUGGGCCAACCGCGAGUACAUUGAGGUGACCACCAGCUCCAUCAAGAAGAUCGCGGACUUCCGCAAUUCCUUCGACAUGUCCUGCCGCUCGCGCCUGGCCACGCUCAAUGAGAAGCUGACGGCGCUGGAGAGGUCGAUCGGAUACAUCGAGGCCCGAGUAACAGAAGGUGAAACACUGAAACGGGGUGGCGGAGGCUGUCAGGGAGCCAGCCUGGGGGGAAAUGUGCAGCUGUUUAUGAAGCUGACGAUCCGACAUCAAGUUUCUUCAUUACUUGAUAUGGAUGGGAGUUAUGCUCGUCUCUGCCCCUUGGGAAGCUGCACUCCUCGUCUGGAGCCUGUGACUUUGCGCAGGUGAUUUCCACCUGAAAUGGCUAAAU
Molecule: messenger RNA, 439 nt
Organism: Podarcis raffonei (Aeolian wall lizard)
Lineage: Eukaryota; Metazoa; Chordata; Lepidosauria; Squamata; Lacertidae
Product: probable protein BRICK1-A
Exons: 2
Coding region: 1-417 (138 amino acids)
Biological process (GO): actin filament organization; regulation of actin polymerization or depolymerization; cell motility
Cellular component (GO): SCAR complex
Molecular function (GO): protein-containing complex binding
Source: RefSeq, a predicted model, not a curated record